AUGUCGCCGCCAUUGCCGCUUCCAAGAUAUCAUCAUUAUUUGAUUGAUUUUCUCGUUUUGCAGAAACCACCGAGAUGUGAAGCUGACAGGUACGUUGGCUCGAUGAUUCUGGAACCGAGAAGCUUGUUCAUCAUGACCGAUCGAGCUUAUGAGACAAUGCUUCAUGGGAUUGCUGAACGCGAUUCAGAUUAUAUCGAUCCGGCGAAGGUGUUCAAUUGUAGGCCUGAAUUAGAGAAUAAAACGAUUCAGAGGGGCACUAGAAUUUCAAUCACAAUUCGUAACGUGGCGAAAGUAUCAAAGCUGAACGUGUUCGAAAUGCUUAAAAAAUAA
Molecule: messenger RNA, 330 nt
Organism: Caenorhabditis bovis
Lineage: Eukaryota; Metazoa; Nematoda; Chromadorea; Rhabditida; Rhabditidae
Source: the annotation of a GenBank genome assembly